Molecule: messenger RNA, 1692 nt
Organism: Tremella mesenterica DSM 1558
Lineage: Eukaryota; Fungi; Basidiomycota; Tremellomycetes; Tremellales; Tremellaceae
Exons: 10
Coding region: 1-1692 (563 amino acids)
Molecular function (GO): nucleic acid binding; zinc ion binding
Source: RefSeq, a predicted model, not a curated record
AUGGUCCCAGGGAUUGUUUUAAAACACCCAUGGGUGAUAGAAUGUCAUUCCCUAGGAUUAUUUUUGUCAGUCUGGCAUUCCGUCAAUCUGGUCCUUAGCCUUGAUGUGGAUGUGGCGGUAGGACUGAUCUUGAAGUAUUGGUGGUCGGGCGAGAGUUGUUUCGAGGUUGCCAUUUGUUACCAUUAUUGUUGGGAAUGGAGUUGGGAAAGGAAUACCUGUGAGAAGGUCAUCAAUCAAGUCAGCAUCCGGGGUGGUUGGAGGGUAGACAUAGCGCUGGAGAGUAUUCAAAGAUUGCAGAUACUUUCUCGAUCCAUUGAUCCACAUCCUCAUUAUCUCUACCACCAAACUUUGCACAGAGUUCAGUUACUUCUUGUUGUGCAGCCUCCUGAUCUUGCUGAGUGGUGGCAAGUACAUCCUGAAGAUGUGCUUCAAGCUCUUGUUCCCUAUACGGCGAAGUUAGACGGAGUUAGGCUAAGUAGGGACAAUGGGAGCAGAAGUGCGGCGAUGUUAGGCGGAGUUAGGCUAAGUAGGGACAAUGGGAGCAGAAGUGCGGCGAUGUUAGGCGGAGUUAGGCUAAGUAGGGACAAUGGGAGCAGAAGUGCGGCGAUGUUAGGCGGAGUUAGGCUAAGUAGGGACAAUGGGAGCAGAAGUGCGGCGAUGUUAGGCGGAGUUAGGCUAAGUAGGGACAAUGGGAGCAGAAGUGCGGCGAUGUUAGGCGGAGUUAGUCGAAGGAGGAAGAGGAUGGCCGAGGGCUCGGGGAAGUUGGACGAACCGAGGUUCGUCGACCGUCGGUCUAUUAGGAAGAAGUUGCUCGACGGCCGUGACAGUAUCAAGGAUCGCUCUUACCGACGACCCGUGCGAACCUCGGAGAAGUACAAAGAUAAUAUGGAACCAGAAAGAAGAAUUACACGAGGGAUGAGUAGGGAUGGAGACAGGAUGGAGGAGAACGAGAGGAGAGCAUUGGAGGAGCUUAGCAGAGCAAUGGGGCAGGACCUUGGAGUGGAGGAUAGUGUGGGGGGAUCAAUUCAAGGAGAUGAGUUCGUUCCACCGGUGCCUUCUAACCCUCCUUCUCCUCCGUCUAAUGCUCUCCCACCUGCGGGAUCCCCACUUGGAUCAGACCAAACCCCACGCCCAAGAGAAAACACUGGAAGUACGGCGAACUUGGGAGAAGAAGGAACACAAGGGGUGGUGUUGGCCUUGAUGCAGAUGGUGGCGAAUAUGAACAAAGACAUGAUGGAGGAGAGAAGGCGUAGGGAGGAAUGGGAACAGAGAAGAGAAAGGGAUACAAGGACGGAGAAGAAAGAAGAGAAGAAAUGGGAAAAGGGGCAACCUUUGGCGCAGGGUGGUGUCCAGGCGGCUAUGAUGUCGACGGUGGUAAAGAGUACACCGCCAAACAUCGACGAAGUUCGCCGAAGAUGGCCUAGGCCGAGCUCCGAUCUGAGGGAGACAAGGAGGAAGGAGGGGAAGUGUACCGAGUGUGGUGAAGCAGGACAUUGGCUGAAGGAAUGCCCUGUAAGGGAGGCUAAGGUUAAGGUUGGACUGUUGCCUCCAUGGGGGGAGAAGUUCGGAGAACGUGGUGGAGGAUCGGGAGGGAACGCAGUACCUCUCGGACAGAGGAGGAACUUGAAUGCGGUUGGAGGAGAAGUAGAUUUGGAAGAGGACCAGGGAAAAGAAGAGGACCUGUCGCAGUAG